This is a messenger RNA of Periconia digitata, 1128 nucleotides long. NCBI's taxonomy places the organism in Eukaryota, Fungi, Ascomycota, Dothideomycetes, Pleosporales, Periconiaceae. The record is from the annotation of a GenBank genome assembly.
UCGACACAAUUUCCCCUCGUGGAUCCGAUACUAGCCACACAGCUACCCCGAUAUUCUGGUGGGAAUCGAGCUCCCACCAAUCCAAUACCAAUGCAGCCCAAAGACUUUCACGCAUAUAAGUGGGCCAAGAAGAUCUGGGAAGCCGCAACACCUACAGCUAGUCGAAAACCAAGUCUUUCGUCUUGCAAGGACAUGAGCAUGAGCGAGCUGGCUGGCGAUAUCACGGUUGGACACAAGAAUCAACUGGAGGAUGAUACACCACCGCCCACUUAUGAGUUUGCUUCAAAAGCCCAGGCGGAGGAUGAAAAAACUAUGCCAGGAAAGACAUAUGAGCUGUUGGAAAUAGUGGCUGCAGAAAACGAAGAGAUCGAAACAAAAGUCUACUGGUUUCUGUUGGAGAUAUUGGCUAUGACGUUCUCUGUCGACUGCGGGAAAACGGAAGAGGCCAGGAUAGAUCUGCACGGCGAGGAUUCAGGCUUGGCCAACUCUUCGUCUCAUUUUUUGAGCGCCGAAUAUAGUGCUACUCUCAAGGAGCUAUGUACAUUGGUCAGAGAUCUCGAAGAAAACCUGCGACUAGGCCGCGAAAUGCGCAGGCAGGACAAGCAGCUUCUGAUGAAGAUCUUACAUAAGCCUUGUCAGAAAAAUCGCCUUGACCUGGCUUAUGUACUUGAGAUGCUCGGCCGAUACGAAACCUUCCCAGUUGGAACCGGCGAAGACAAAAGGACACUGAUUGAUUACUGGGCACCUCGUUCUCUACCCAGCGGAUCUCUACAGAGAAAGGUGGUGGGAAAGAUAUCACCAAGCCACAAGUAUUCCAUGAUGGACCUGGCCGACACUUUGAAGUCGCAUGAUGCCGUUUUCGCUCGGUUACAAAAGAAAUGGCCAAACCAACUAUUCUACGCUCCUCUCAAAUACGGCAUCGAUAAUUUCAAAAAAGAAAGGGGGUUUGAGAAUCUGCCAAUUUCGAAACAGAUGGAAACAGAGUUGGCAGCCCCGUGGAAAUCGUGCUUCUGGCCUCUGACGGAUGAGUACAUUGACUUGACGGCGGCAUUAAUGGCGGAUGAAUAUAUGGAUUUCCAUGGAGACACCCACAAACGGCUCAGGAAAGCGCGAAAUUUGCGCCGUUGA